AUGAACCCCACCCCAACUACCCCCGGCCCGAGCUCCUCCGCCCCGCACGGCCGUGCUGAGGCUGCCGAUACGAACGACGCUACGAUCCCGUCUGCGGAGACCCCCCCCGAACCCGAGCUGCCGCGCUCCUCCCGUCAACCGGCUCCGCCCCCCCCGAUGCUGCCCCCGCCUAUCCUCAUGACGAGCAGCCGGUCCGUGGUCACCCUGCUCUUCCCAGAAGCGGGUGCCGACGCCAUCCGCGCCACGCUCAUCGCAAAAAUCCUCGCGAAGCUGAAGCCCUCCCUUUUCGACUGCGGAUACGUCCCCGACGCCCGCCCCACCAACGGCGAGACCAUGCGCUUUGCGGGACGGUCUUACGCGACGAUCUGCGUCUCCUGGCCGACACAGCAAUCUGCUGACGAGUUCCUGGCCAUCUUCAACCACCCCAUCGAGCUCUCCACGGGUCGCUUCGUGUCGGUCAAGCCUUACACCGAUCCCUACCCAGAUUUCACCAAGGCCAAGGCAGAUGGUGCCCCCAUUCUCUCCCUGCGCCGUGUCCCGGCCCGCUUCGAAGAGGCGAAUCUCCUCGCCUACCUGGUGCCUGCAUGGCUGGCGGGCAUCGAAUCCUUCCACCGCAUGAAAGACCCCUACGACGGGGUCUUCCUCCCCAUCCUCACCGGAAUUCCAACCCCGCUCCCCACAGAUCCGGACUUCCGCACCAUUCCAGCGCGGAUUCCCGUCAGCGGUAACGACCCUGACAUCCUCGUCAACAUCUCCACCCACGAAUGCUCCAUCUGCGCAAGCAACCACCGCGUGGAGGACCACGCGACCUUCCCCU
Molecule: messenger RNA, 817 nt
Organism: Closterium sp. Naga37s-1
Lineage: Eukaryota; Viridiplantae; Streptophyta; Zygnematophyceae; Desmidiales; Closteriaceae
Source: the annotation of a GenBank genome assembly